AUGCAAGAAUUCCAAACUGCCUUCCUCGACCGUGCUAUUGACGCUCAUGCACUUAAAUUCGGCUCGUUCACUCUUAAGUCGGGCCGCCAAUCGCCUUACUUCUUCAACUUGGGCUUGUUCAACACCGGUACAUUGUUGCUGGCUUUGGCUACAUCUUUCGCCAAAGCCAUCAUUGCCUCUGGUAUCAAAUUCGACGUGAUUUUUGGCCCAGCAUACAAGGGUAUUCCUUUGGCUGCCAUUACCGUUGCCAAGCUUGCAGAGCUCGAUCCUGAGAACUACGGUGCUGUGGGAUACUCUUUCAACAGAAAGGAGAAGAAGGACCACGGAGAGGGUGGAUCCAUUGUUGGUAGUGAGUUGAAGGGCAAGCGCGUGAUGAUCAUUGAUGAUGUCAUGACUGCUGGAACUGCCAUCAACGAGGCAUUUGGCAUUAUUGCUCAAGAAGAGGGCCUGGUGGUGGGCUGUAUUAUUGCAUUGGAUAGACAAGAGACUAUUGGUGGUUCGGAUAAGUCUGCCACACAGGCUGUGAGCGAACGUUAUGGUGUUCCAGUGGUGUCUAUUGUCUCGUUGGAAAACAUCAUUGAGCACUUGAGCGAGAAGUUGACUGCUGAGCAGUUGGCCUCCAUUCGGGAGUACAGAUCAAAAUACUCCCCAGCGCAAUAG
Messenger RNA from Australozyma saopauloensis, 660 nucleotides. It is a transcript of the gene URA5, whose product is annotated as orotate phosphoribosyltransferase. Gene Ontology annotation, molecular function: orotate phosphoribosyltransferase activity. The coding region runs from base 1 to 660 and encodes 219 amino acids. Gene Ontology annotation, cellular component: cytoplasm. Lineage: Eukaryota; Fungi; Ascomycota; Pichiomycetes; Serinales; Metschnikowiaceae. The record is from RefSeq and is a predicted model, not a curated record. Gene Ontology annotation, biological process: pyrimidine ribonucleoside biosynthetic process; 'de novo' pyrimidine nucleobase biosynthetic process; pyrimidine nucleotide biosynthetic process. The transcript has a single exon.